AUGAACACCUCAAAUGACCGAGUGGCCAGCACGCCAUCCGGAUGCGAAGAUACUCUCAGGAUGAAGAGAACGGGAACAAGAUUGACCAAGACGCAGAUUCCUGUCCAGGUCGCGGCGAGCGAUGCAGGACAGCCUCAGCCACAAAACACUGCCCUUCUUGGUUCCCAUGAACCCCCCAGUCCUCAGCUUCGAACUUUUUCCGAAGUGGUAUCUGGGAAGGCUCCGCAGUUAUCGGCCACCAAUUAUGGGGAAAGUGCAGCGGGUCAAACUACUCUAGGAUAUGAAGAACAAAAUCAUCAUGAGAGGCAUCAGGGACAUCACACCAGAGCGUUCCGAGCAAAGGAGACUUCAACAUGGGAGGAAGAUUUCCCUAGCCUCCCUAGCAAGGCAACACCCCCUCAGCGGCAUUACCAUACGACCACGCACAAAGCCCUAAGCAACAGUGGAGCGGCCAUCCCGUUUCCAGGUAGAGCUCCUUCGAACAAGCCCGUUGAUAGCUCUAGAAGUGGUGCAACUCAUAGCCGCAAGGGGCGACAUGAAGAGCAGAUCCAGAUUUACGAAGUUGAUAGAGAACCAGAAGUCAAGCCUUUCAGAUUUGACGAGUAUGAUCUGCGCCUGCGUUGUAGGAAGCCAGACUGCCGCAAAAUGACAAGUUGCUGGGAUUACUCUGUUGUCAUCUGCCCUGGAUGUGGACCAAACAGCUACGUAAGAUAUUGCAGCAGACAACAUCUCUACGACGACAUUCAAUACCACUGGGUGUAUCAUUGUGGAAGACACCGCAUUACCGACAACAUCGAGCGCACCACGAUCCGCCCUCAUCAAAACCCUCAUCGCCCCUAUGCCCUUGGUAAAGGCUUUAAUUCGGUCGAGAGACAUCGGCAGGCUGUGUACCGAUCGCUGGAACCAGGUGAUUUCUUCCUGUUCGAUGACGUUGGUCUGCUAAAGCCAGAUUUCAUCGAACCAACACCAGAACAGUGGUAUCUGAUGCGAGGAACGGGUCCAUGUGUCUUCCAGCUGUUCUUCCCUGAUGACAUGACCAAUGAAUCCAGACGGAACGUGUUCAAUACCACAAUUCUCGAAUGUCUCGGGGUAGGGUUUCCCCGAGCAGAAAAAAGCUGCCUCACUGCUUUGCACCUGGUCAGGGAGUCCUUCAUUUUGACGGGCAAUUGGACGGAGCAGAUGCUGAACUUGUUGUGUUUACAGCUUGCGGGAGAAUGGGGUGGCUUCAAGGUUCCAGAGAGCUUUUACAAUGUCAAAGCAGCAAACUUGGCGUGGCGGAGACACCGCAUCCUCCCACCAACACCCUGA
Messenger RNA from Exophiala spinifera, 1308 nucleotides. RefSeq lists its product as uncharacterized. The coding region runs from base 1 to 1308 and encodes 435 amino acids. NCBI's taxonomy places the organism in Eukaryota, Fungi, Ascomycota, Eurotiomycetes, Chaetothyriales, Herpotrichiellaceae. The record is from RefSeq and is a predicted model, not a curated record. The transcript is spliced from 2 exons.